Messenger RNA from Arabidopsis lyrata subsp. lyrata, 1781 nucleotides. RefSeq names its product delta(8)-fatty-acid desaturase 2. The transcript has a single exon. The record is from RefSeq and is a predicted model, not a curated record. Bases 298 to 1647 code for a protein of 449 amino acids. Gene Ontology annotation, cellular component: membrane. Gene Ontology annotation, molecular function: oxidoreductase activity, acting on paired donors, with oxidation of a pair of donors resulting in the reduction of molecular oxygen to two molecules of water. Gene Ontology annotation, biological process: lipid metabolic process. Lineage: Eukaryota; Viridiplantae; Streptophyta; Magnoliopsida; Brassicales; Brassicaceae.
AGACUUAACGUAACGGAUCAAAAGGUAAUUAAAACCAGUGGAUUUUUCACUGCUUAACCAUUUAAAUCGGUUCUAAAAAUAAAACAUGUGUCAAAGACUCGAACAUCGAUUCCAAAACAGUAAACAAACAAAAAAAAUACAAAUAUAAAGAAGAAAAGGCGUAGAAUCGAUUCAAAAUCUGUGAGUUACGAAUCCAUAGAGAGAAAGGUUUUGCAUUUGCAACCUUUCUCAAUUUGGUUCUGUAAAUUUUCUUGAUUUUGGAUCUAGCAAUUAAAUCUCUCUUUCUCUUGUUCAACAAUGGCGGAUCAAACGAAGAAGAGAUACGUUACAAGCGAGGAUUUGAAAAAACACAACAAACCUGGAGAUUUAUGGAUUUCGAUUCAAGGUAAAGUUUGCGACGUUUCCGAUUGGGUUAAAUCUCAUCCCGGAGGCGAAGCAGCGAUUCUCAAUCUCGCCGGCCAAGACGUCACCGACGCGUUCAUCGCUUACCAUCCCGGAACCGCAUGGCACCACCUCGAAAAGCUUCACAAUGGCUAUCACGUGAGAGACUUCCACGUGUCUGACGUGUCACGUGAUUUCCGCCGAUUAGCCGCCGAGUUCUCCAAACGCGGCCUCUUCGACAAAAAAGGUCACGUGACUCUCUACACGCUCACGUGCGUCGGUGUAAUGCUCGCGGCGGUUCUCUACGGCGUUUUGGCGUGUACCAGCGUCUGGGCUCACCUCAUCUCCGCCGUCUUACUCGGUCUCCUCUGGAUCCAGAGCGCUUACGUCGGCCACGAUUCCGGUCACUACACGGUGACAUCAACCAAACCGUGUAAUAAACUAAUCCAGCUUCUCUCCGGUAACUGUCUCACCGGAAUCUCAAUCGCGUGGUGGAAAUGGACGCACAACGCUCACCACAUGGCUUGUAACAGCCUUGAUCACGAUCCAGAUCUACAACACAUCCCGAUCUUCGCCGUCUCAACCAAAUUCUUCAAUUCGAUGACGUCACGUUUCUAUGGCAGGAAAUUAACAUUCGAUCCCCUAGCUCGAUUCUUAAUCAGCUACCAACACUGGACAUUUUACCCAGUAAUGUGCGUCGGAAGAAUCAAUCUCUUCAUCCAAACAUUCCUAUUGCUAUUCUCGAAACGCCACGUCCCAGAUCGAGCCUUAAACAUCGCCGGAAUUUUAGUUUUCUGGACAUGGUUCCCGCUCUUAGUCUCGUUUCUUCCAAAUUGGUCAGAGAGAUUCAUCUUCGUCUUCGUUAGCUUCGCCGUCACUGCGAUUCAACACGUUCAGUUCUGUUUAAACCAUUUCGCAGCAGAUGUUUAUACCGGUCCACCUAACGGAAACGAUUGGUUCGAGAAACAAACCGCCGGUACGCUUGAUAUAUCGUGUAGAUCGUAUAUGGAUUGGUUCUUUGGUGGAUUGCAGUUUCAGUUAGAGCAUCAUUUAUUUCCUCGGCUUCCUCGUUGUCAUCUCCGGACAGUAUCUCCGGUGGUUAAGGAGCUUUGUAAGAAGCAUAAUCUUCCUUAUAGGAGUCUUUCGUGGUGGGAGGCUAAUGUGUGGACGAUAAGGACUUUGAAGAAUGCGGCGAUUCAAGCUAGAGAUGCGACUAAUCCUGUGUUGAAGAACUUGCUUUGGGAAGCUGUAAAUACUCAUGGCUAAAAAAUCUUGAUUUCAACAGAUCGUUUUAAUUUGUUGGUGUUUCGUUUGUGGACUACUUCUUAAUUAGUUUGAAUCUGUUUUAGGUGUAACUCUACCAUGAUCAAAAAUACAUAAUAUAUAUUUUUUUCUGCUGA